This is a messenger RNA of Seminavis robusta, 2077 nucleotides long. Lineage: Eukaryota; Bacillariophyta; Bacillariophyceae; Naviculales; Naviculaceae. The record is from the annotation of a GenBank genome assembly.
GCCUAGACAGAUCCAAGACAUUUGAUACGCAUCCUUUAACAAACUGUGUCCCCUCGAAUGCAAAAGUUGACAGCCAAAAAUUUGCCUCACAUUUUUGCUCUCACGACCCUGGAGUCGGCAACAAGAGUCCCAAAUGGCUACGGCUCGGUGCAGCAGCAUUGCAGCUUUAGAUCCUUGGCUGCUGCGAAGGAAAGAACUUACUAGUGACUAGCUAGCUUGCUAGUAGUGGCCGAGAGUCUUACAUUGGCUAGAGUCAAAUUUCGAGAGGGAGUCUGGUUUGGCACUCUGGAAUCCAAAAUAAAUCGCUCGUGUGGGAAGGUACUCUUAUACAGGGAAAGACUCAUUGCUUUCUUCGCACCACUCGAUCCGAUCCUUGACGAUUGGUUUGAUCCACAACACUGUAUACCUCCUUAGGAAGAUCACUUGCUUUGCCUCAUUGGUUUGACAAGUUCCAUCUCUUGUCGAUUGAAGGAUUAUUAUUUCAGAUUCACUCAACCCAACACCCAACACCCACACAAACACAACUCCUCGCGCAGACAACUUGAACUCCAUACAAACACAACAACAUCAUACCUCACCCGUAGUUAGAGAGAGUCUCAGUCACCUGCUGCCCGGUCCAACUGUGUACUAGUCGGUAUAGAAGAGCACAAUGGAGAGCAGUCGCAACGCCACAGGACUGCCCCCUCACUCCUCUCAUACACCGGUAACGGUGACCAACGUAAGCAAGCAGCAACUAUACGACACUGACUUGAAAAAGUCCAAGGACAUCAACAAGAAAGAAGACAUCAGCGGCAGUCCAACGCCGCGGAAGAUGCCAGCUAAGAUCUUCUUCCCCAAGGACGACGCAAUCAAGAAAGAAGCAGCUAAACAAAAGACCAACACUAACACCAGCAACGGACCUAACAUGACGCCUGAUAAUGACGAAGGCUUCCAUGACUUCUUGCAGAAAGUUGCCAUGGUGCAGCAACAAGAAGCAUUCAGGCAGGCCGCUGGUCACGCUGGACACGCUAACUACGCUCCGCCGUCGCCGCAGAGUCGCCGGAACUCAGCCAACUAUGCCAUGCUACCCGAGUACGCAAGGUACCAAGAAGCAAGGUAUCAGAGGGCAAUCAGUCGAGGUAACUCCUACAGCAACCUUAACGCGUCGCCGUCGGUUUCUCCUCGUGCCACCACGUCUCCAAGAGUCGAAUGGGUGCCCAAUCCUGUGGCUGCCCAACAGCGAGCUUGGGAAGAACACGCCAUGAUGGCCUCAAGACAUCAGGGAUACCCCUCGGCUGUCUUUUGUACAAGACACGAAGAAGGCGGUGUGCCACCUCCUGUCCCGCCCAUACCACCAUUGCCAUUCAACGACUACAUGUUCCCGUCGUACCCCAACCCCAACUCGGCCGAGUUGAGUGACGGUGGGUCCUUUCAAGACCACUUUCGCCACCCUCGAGGAUUCCAACAUGGUGGAAGUCCAGGAGGAAGCGGGUCUAUCCCAAGUGCCGCGGCGCUCAGUUCUGGAAGCUCCUCGUCUUGGUCGGACGAAGAGGAACAUCAGCAUUCGCCCGUGGCGAGGCAGUUCCUAGACUAUCUCGGAGGCAGCAGCAGCAGCAGAGCCCAUGCUGCUCGGAUUCCACAGCGUCGCCGAAGCUCGGACGGGUCGUCCUCUAAUGCAGCAAGCGCAGCACCUACCAUGGUGGAAAUCUCGCCAGGUGUACAUGAGCCUCUGCGUGGAACGGAGGAAACCAUGCGCGCCGUGCGACUCGACUUUUAUGUCCCUUUGACGUGCUUUGGAUGCUCGCUUGAUGUCUUCUCCAUUGCCGAUGCCAAGUUUGUAAUAUGUCCCGAAUGCAGAGUCGUCAGCCCUAUCGAAGAGGGUGCCUGGGAUGGACAGAAAUUGGAGCAACGUGGACUCGGAUUGGGCUUUACUUGUGAAAGCUUGUUUCAAAUGCAAUCAGAGAUCCUCUCAGAGCGAUAAACAAGCAAGGAAAGCUACCAUGCCCGUAGGAGAAAGAGAACAAAGGUUCCCUCUUGAUGAUGAUAGACUAGUGAUAUAUUUAUUAAUAAAAAGAAAAAGAUCCUUGAAUGUUGUGGG